Messenger RNA from Etheostoma spectabile (orangethroat darter), 890 nucleotides. Its product is annotated as neoverrucotoxin subunit alpha-like. Bases 16 to 852 code for a protein of 278 amino acids. The transcript is spliced from 3 exons. The record is from RefSeq and is a predicted model, not a curated record. Lineage: Eukaryota; Metazoa; Chordata; Actinopteri; Perciformes; Percidae. Gene Ontology annotation, molecular function: protein binding.
AGAAAGAACUAGCACAUGGCUCCACGUGUUGACAGAGGCUUCCUGUGUGUUGUUCUGUGUGUUUCCAGUCUGUCAGGCUGUCUGAUCUCAGAGGAAGGCUGUUCUUCUCUGGUCUCAGCUCUGAGCUCCAACCCCUCCCAUCUGAGAGAGCUGGACCUGCGCUACAAUCAUCCAGGAGACUCAGGAGUGAAGCUGCUGUCAGCGGGACUGAAGGAUCCUCUCUGGAGACUGGACACUCUCAGGGUGGAGCCUGCUGGAGUCAGAUGGUUGACACCAGGUCUGAGGAAGUAUUCCUGUGAACUCACAGUCGACACCAACACGGUGAACAGGAAACUCAAACUGUCUGACAACAACAGGAAGGUGACACGGGGGGAGGAGGAUCAGCCAUAUCCUGGUCAUCCAGAGAGGUUUGAGUCCUAUCCUCAGCUGCUGUGUAGAGAUGGUCUGACUGGUCGCUGUUACUGGGAGGUCCAGACCAGAAGAAGGGUUUAUAUAUCAGUGAGUUACAGAGGAAUCAGGAGGAGAGGAGACAGUGUUGACUGUGGGUUUGGACAUAAUGAUCAUUCCUGGAGUCUGAUCUGCUCUGAUGGUGGGUACUCUGUCUGUCACAAUUACAUAAGAACACCCAUCUCCUCCUCCCGUGUCUCUGGUAGAGUAGCAGUGUAUGUGGACUGUCCUGCUGGCUCUCUGUCCUUCUACACAGUCUCCUCUGACUCACUGAUCCACCUCCACACCUUCAACACCUCAUCCACUCAGACUCUCUAUCCUGGGUUUAGGUUCUGGUCUCCUGGCUCCUCAGUGUCUCUUUGUCCUUUGGAGGACGGAGAGUCUCCUCCUGUCUCUCACUGCUGAUCAGCUGAGUCUGGACAGGAUCCCCCUUCCAGGAAUAU